Molecule: messenger RNA, 2869 nt
Organism: Paramecium octaurelia
Lineage: Eukaryota; Ciliophora; Oligohymenophorea; Peniculida; Parameciidae
Source: the annotation of a GenBank genome assembly
AAUGCCUCAUUCCCACGCUCAACCUAAAGAUUCUAACUUCACUUUGGGGAGAACUACUAGUUAUGAAUCAAGCUAAUUUUGUCGUAGUUUGGACAUCAUGGUCUAUAGAAGGGCUUCCACAAAAGAUGAGAUCAAUUAUCACUCGCAGUCCAAAAACCCAUCAUGUAACGAUGACAAAUUAGGGAUUUGCAAUAUCACUUGGAUCAAGUAGUAACUCAUUUAAAUUUUAAGCCCUACCCUGUAUAUUGAAAUGGAUGAAUUACAAACUAAAGUCUGGAGAUCCUUGAAAAAGCAAUAGUUGGUAAGAAAGUUAUUUAUGGAAGGAAUCAGUUUAUUCAGUUGACAUCAUUGUCUUGAAGAAUCAAAACGAGUUUGAAUUCUCCUUUGAGAUCAGCAUGCUGUCAUGCUUCCUCAGAGUUAGGGAAUUAAGUAUUCUAAUCAAUGAGAAUUAUGCGAAUCGAAGCAAUAGAACCAAAUUAUAAGUGCCCUAUUUAUCAAUUUUGAUUGGUAGGGUGAAGACUUAGAAAUUGGAUGGGAAUAUGAGACUCUUUGAACUUGCUCAUAUCCUAAUCAAUGGACAAAGGACUCUUAUUUUAUAAGAAUCCUGUUUACAAUUUUGAUGAUUAUAAAUAAAAAAUUAUAAUUUUGUUUUUCUUAUUACAUAUUAAACCUUUCAUUUUGAGAUUUUGCUAUAAUUAAAAUUAAGUAAAUGCACUAAAUGCACUAAAUGCAAUAGUCGACGGUCCAUCAAUAGAAAAUUGUCGAUCUGACAAAUUAAGGUAUUCGAACAGUUGUAAAUUCGUAGGAUUAUAUGUUUAAUUGGAGGAAUAUAUUCGAACAAAUCAAAUAGGAUAAGCAAGUUAUUCGUAAGCCUUUUUAGAGUGUAUACAGAACACAAGAGAUAGUGAAGAUCACUUUCAAUGUAUACAAUAAAUUUUAAAGUAUAUAUGUUCUAACUUUAAGACAAUCUAUUGAUUUUAAUUAUAAGGACAAUUAGGGGAAUACAGCUAUUGUGUAUGCAGCAAGAACAGCCAAGAUAAGCAUUCUGAAUGAGAUAAUCAAGUAUAAGGAGAAAAUCGAAACUAAAUAAAUUAAGCUUGCACUUGAUAUUGCGAUUCAAUCGGAAUAAGAUAAUUGGGAUAUAGUUGAAACUCUCUUAUAGAUAACAUCUCUCGAUAAACCUUAGCAUUUAAUUAAGUCCUUACAAAAAGGCAAUUAUAAGACUGCAUCAAAAAUCAUAGAGAAGUAUGGAGCAUCUGGUUAAGAUGAAAACGGUGACACCGCCUUACAUGUGGCUUCUCGCAAAGGAGAAUUAAAUAUAAUUAAAUAGAUCUGUCAGAAGGAGUUUCUAUUUUAGAAGAAAAAUAAAUAGAAUCAAACUCCUCUGGAUGUGGCUGCCAAUGAGAAGAUUAAAGAUUUGUUAAUUAUGGAGGAGAAUCUAUUCGCAAAAUCUCCAAACAGAAAAAAGAAAUAGGAAGAAUAGCAGGAAAACAUUCAGAAAAUUGGAAAAUAAGAGGAAGGAGAGGCUGAUAUUCUAUUAAAAUUGAAUAAAAUAGUAUAGAAAAGAGAAUAGGAGACUUAGACGUAAAUAAAGGAAAGAAAAGAAAUAGAAGUUUAGAUUCCAGAGAAAAUAGCUAUAGACUAAUCAUUUUAUCAUUAAUUGAUUUGUGAGUCCAAAAGCACAUUACCAUAACAUAAAAUAGGUUUAGAUGAUAUUGUUAAGUACACAAAUUUGGGUGAUUAUUAGGCAACUUACUUUUGAGAUUAAUACAUUUACACAAGAAUUGAGUAAAUAUUUAGAUGAAUAGAAACCCAUAAUUGAUAAGAUAGUCUUCUUGGUGGAUGAGGUAUUUCUUAUCAUACUCCUUUUUUAGACUGUUUAAAAUGUCUAACUUAAAUCUAGAGCGUUUCUUUAUGGAUCAUGUUAAACAGGCCUGAAUUUGCUGGAUUCUGAUAUUGACAUAGUUAUUGAAACGGUUGAGUCGGAAGAAAUAAUAUUAUUAUUCAAAUUGGCAGAUUAGUUUAAAGUAUCAUAGAAUUUAGUUUUAGAGGACAAGCUUUAUCAAGGAUGUCAAAGUAAUUGAAAAUGCUAAGAAACCCGUGUUGAAGAUGUAAUGUUCAAAAGAAUUUUAAGAUAAACUAGUUGAUAUUACAAUAAGUAGGAAUGAUCAUUCUGGAAGGAAGACUGCCAAUUCGAUGAUUGAGUUUCAGAAGGAAUUUAAAUAAUUUAGGAGUUUGGCUUUAAUGUUGAAAUUCUACUUUAAAUCAAUCAACUUGCUGAAUUCCUACUAAGUAAUAAGUGGUUUAAUAAGGGUGGUCUCAAUAGUUAUUGCAUAUUGACUAUGAUUCUUGCUUUAUUGCAAAUCAAAAGAAUCAGGGACAACGAAAACGAAGAAAUUGGCAAGACCUUUUUGGAUUUCUUCGAUCUUUAUGGUCAGGACUUGGAUUACUAUAACAAAAUAAUCAACAUCGUGCCUUCCCAGUCAGAAAAUAUGUAAAUUGAUGAACCAAAUAUUUAUUAAUAGCAAUACUUUUAGUUGUAAGCAGCUUUAUUAUAGUUAGUGAUUAAGGAUGUCAAGAAUUGGUUAUUUUGGAUCUUCAUAAUAAAAAUAACAAUAUUGCUAGUAGUACUUUCAAGAUUAAGAAUAUCAAGGUAUGUUUUAGAUCAUCCAUUGAAUAGAAUGCUCUUAGUUUUGGAUACAGUGCAAUUCUGAAUGCUAAGAAAUGUGAACAGCCUUGCUUUUUCUCUGGAUAUAAUAAACCCGUGUGUUGUAUUUUAAAGUAAAUGAUUUAACAAUCUAAAAACAACCAUUUGAACAGUCUUUCCAAAAGUAAGCAACCCUUCUAUUUCUUUAAUAAUACUUAUUGA